UUAAUGGUUUUGAUCAAUCUCAUAUCUGCUGUUGGCAACAUAACAUUAUGUUACGUGAUCUACAAGACUCCUUCUCUGCAGACCAGAACCAACACGUAUAUCAUUGCCCUAGCUGUAUCUGAUACACUGAUGGCGCUGUUGGUGAUGCCAUUGACUGUUGGAGUGCUGAUUCAUGGCAGGUGGAUCUUUGGUAGUCUAGUGUGUCAGAUACAAGAGUUUUGUUUCUUUGUCUUUAGGCAUGAUAUCGCUUCAAACCAUGGCAUUGAUUGGUCUUUCGUAAAAUACACCAACAUAACACCAACAACAGCCUUCAUGCUGCAGCUGGUGGUAGCGCUGAAGAAAUCAAAACUACAAGAUUGCUGUUCGUCCUGGUGGUGGCAUUCAGCGCGUGUUGGAUUCCAUGGUUUGGGAUUGAUUUUGAGCAUGGCAGCAAACGUAUCAAUAUGGAAAGACAAAGCAGAAGAGAUGAGAAAAGAACUAGCCAGUCGGGGAAUAGAAGUUGUCUUGGCUGAAUMUCUUUCAUUGAUUUUAAUCGAUUUAGUCGCUGUUGCAGGAAACAUCCUGGUUCUUGUUGUUAUUUGCAAAACACCUUCGUUACAAAGCAAGACAAACCUCUAUGUAUUUUCUCUCGCUCUAUCGGGUCUGUUAACAUCAUUAUUUGUUAUUCCAUUUACUACUGGGACGCUCAUCAAGGGCGAAUGGUCGUUCGGACAUCUUUUAUGCGAAACUCAAGGCUUCCUUUUCAUGUUUCUGGGAUUUGUUUCGCUUCAUACCAUGACUUUGAUAGCCGCGAACCGAUAUUUCUGCGUAGUUAAACCGGCUCUCUUUAGACGAUGGUUUCAAAAGAAAUUUUUGGUUGGUGUUCUUGUGUUUGUCUGGGUUAUAGCCUUGUUGACUAGUCUUCUUCCUCCAGUCACCGGUACAGGCGGAUUCCACUUCGAACCAGGUCGAUCUUCGUGUUUCAUGUACAUACAAGAAAACYAUCAAAAUAUUAUAUUCAUUUCUCUUUGCUUUAUUUUCUAUAUGCUUUUGCCUUUUUCUUUAAUGAUUUAUUGCUACGCUUCCGUUUUUCGAAAAAUCCGUCACCACACGACGAACAACAACCUCCACGCUGCUCGUACCAACGCGGACCAAAACGCAAACGGUUUGCAAUUGCAUGGACAAGUAUCGGCAGAAGAGCUCAAAGUCACUAGACUGCUGUUUGCUUUGGUGUUAGGCUUCGGUGCUUGUUGGAUUCCAUGUGUUGUGGUCGAAAUACUUGAAGCUUUUCUUCCCUUAGGAUCCUUUUCUCGCUCUACCUACAUGGCCUAUGUCUACCUUAUCUAUCUGUCUAGUGCUAUUAACCCUGUGUUGUACGGGACCUUAAACCGUCCGUUUAGAAGAGCAGCAAUCAGACUGCUCCCAUUCUGCUUUAGAAGUAAUGUGGUUGAGGUAAUGCCAAGUAGGCAGACGAACACUUAG
Actinia tenebrosa (Australian red waratah sea anemone) is the source of this 1461-nucleotide messenger RNA. Its product is annotated as high-affinity lysophosphatidic acid receptor-like. The record is from RefSeq and is a predicted model, not a curated record. Gene Ontology annotation, molecular function: G protein-coupled receptor activity. Gene Ontology annotation, cellular component: membrane. Gene Ontology annotation, biological process: G protein-coupled receptor signaling pathway. Lineage: Eukaryota; Metazoa; Cnidaria; Anthozoa; Actiniaria; Actiniidae.